Molecule: messenger RNA, 1263 nt
Organism: Ostrea edulis (European flat oyster)
Lineage: Eukaryota; Metazoa; Mollusca; Bivalvia; Ostreida; Ostreidae
Product: rhomboid-related protein 4-like
Exons: 3
Coding region: 85-786 (233 amino acids)
Cellular component (GO): membrane
Molecular function (GO): serine-type endopeptidase activity
Source: RefSeq, a predicted model, not a curated record
AAAUUGUCACACCAGUAAACAAUAAACAAGUCGAAGUGGCAUGCAGCAACACAACGUUAAACGGGUUUGUAACGUGAAUAGAAAAUGUUCAAUAGUAGCUUGUGUAGUGUAACAUACCUCGCCAGCGAGGGUCCUGAGGGCCUACAAAGUAAGCUUCAGGAAUGCCUUCAAGAGGCCAAUUUAGACCAUUUUCCAUACAUGACUGUAGCCCUUGCCUCUCUCGUCGUUUACCUCUACAUCAAGGCGAGCGGUUUUAAACAUGAGGAUGUGUGGAUUAGUCCAAUGACCAUUUUCAGAGAUGGCGAAUAUCACAGGCUUUUGACAGGAGUGUUAUAUCACGCUGACGAUACACACUUGGUGUAUAAUCUAGCAUCAUUUGUUACUAAAUGUGCGCUUCUUGAGCAGCGGUUCAAACCGUGGUAUGUGUUAUACAUGGUGAUUAUAUUCACCGUGUUAAGCAGUUUGUUUUGUACAUUUCUUAGGAUUCUGUCAGCAUGCAUUAACAAGAACAGGAAGAAAGGACUUGUUCAAGGAUGCAUAGGGAUUUCGGGAGUGCUGUUUGCCUUGAAAGUUGUUAUUUCUGACUUCACCAAAGAAAAUGAAUUUAUGUACUGGCUAGAACUAGCCGCCGUACACAUAAUGACAUCGGAAGCGUGUUUCACAAGCCAUCUUGGUGGAAUAUUAGUUGGUGUAUUGUAUAAAUACAAUAUUCUUCAACGCAUAAUGAAUUUUGGAAGUCUUGAUGGGUAUGCCAUGCGAGAUAACGAAGCUGUCGUGGGUACAUAAUAAUAUGCAAGGUUCCAGUCUGAUGAAAACCGGUGACGUGGUUUGUUGGGAAGUGACGUGGUUUGUUGGGAAGUGACGUGGUUGGGAAGUGAUGUGGUUUGUUGGGAAGUGACGUGGUUUGUUGGGAAGUGACGUGGUUUGUUGGAAGUGACGUGGUUUGUUGGGAAGUGACGUGGUUUGUUGGAAGUGACGUGGUUUGUUGGGGAGUGACGUGUUUUUUGGGAAGUGACGCGGUUUGUUGGGGAUGACGAUCGAUGAGAAUUCUGAUCGGACUUUAUAUCUAUGGAUGCUGAGUGACUGUUCCAGUUAAGAAAGGCUCACUGAAAUGUUUACAAAGAGCAAUUAUACAUACAUUUAUAGUUUACUCUUUGUCAACAAAGAGAUCACAAAACCAUUUACACUAAAAUUUGUGAAUACAUGUACAUGUGUAUUAUAAGAUAUUGCAGUAGUAAUAUAUAGCUAUACUUUUACCUUCAA